Molecule: messenger RNA, 16268 nt
Organism: Amphiprion ocellaris (clown anemonefish)
Lineage: Eukaryota; Metazoa; Chordata; Actinopteri; Pomacentridae
Product: CUB and sushi domain-containing protein 1-like
Exons: 75
Coding region: 524-11362 (3612 amino acids)
Source: RefSeq, a predicted model, not a curated record
CCCACUUUUUCCUCCCUCUCCUCUACUUCCCAGACCAACCUCUACCUCCCUCUCUCUCUCUCCCUCCCUCCCUCUCUCCCCCUCUCUUUCUCUCUCUCCCCCUUCUGUCUCAGUCGUCGCUCGCUCGCCGUGCUGUGCGGACCUACCGACCACAUCUCUCCUCUCCUUCACUGAAUCUCUUCAUCUCUCUCUCUCGUCCCUCUCCUCCGGUCCUCCGGUCUCUGCUAUGACAGCUCACACCAGCGGCGUGUUGCCCGAUCUCAGACUGUCAACCCGUCACCGGUUGUCCUGUCCAAACCUUACCAUGGACAUGUGCGUGGGGGAUAUUCGUGAUUGAUCCUCGGGCGUGUGUAUUUUCUUUUUUGUUUGUUUGUUUUUUUGUUUUGUACAAAAACGAAAGAAAAAGGAGGAGGGGGGCGGCCGUCCUCUUUCACCCCCCUCCGCUUCCUUCAGCCAAGCAGAGCGGCAAGGUGGGGAGAGAGGGCUUUAAAAUUAAGCCAGCUUGGAUUUAUUUAAGAGCAAAAUGACGGAUUUGGGGGCGCCGGAGAUGCAGCUGAUGAGGAGGAGGCUGAACGUGAAGAAAACGGGAAGGCUGAGACGCGACCUCCCGCUUCUCCUCCUGCUGGGGCUUCUCAUCGGGGAUUUCUCCUCGUCCAAGGCUGAGUCUUGUGGUGGUGUAGUCCAAGGCCUGAAUGGCACCAUAGAGUCGCCUGGAUUCCCCCAUGGCUAUCCCAACUAUGCCAACUGUACGUGGCUGAUAAUAACGGGGGAGAGGAAUCGGAUCCAGCUAACCUUCGUCACACUGGCGCUGGAGGAAGACUUUGAUAUUGUAUCGGUUUACGAUGGACAGCCAUCGCCUGGCAACUUAAAAAUGAGGUUGUCCGGAUUCAUGCUGCCCUCCCCUAUAGUCAGCAGUGGAUCCAUAUUGGCCUUGUGGUUUACCACAGACUUUGCAGUGAGUGCACAGGGCUUCAAAGCUGUAUAUGAAGUCCUGCCCAGCCACACGUGUGGUACCCCCGGCCUCAUUCCAAAUGGAAUCAUUCAUGGCUCGCGGUACAACAUGGGGGAUAAGAUCCGAUACAGCUGUGAGUCAGGUUUUGUGCUGGAAGGACACAGUAUCCUCACAUGUAUUGUAUCACCUGGCAGUGGAGCACAGUGGGACUUCCCGUCACCGUUUUGUAGAGCGGAGGGAGCAUGUGGGGGUACGUUACGAGGCACCGCAGGUUCAAUAACCAGCCCCGGAUACCCUGCAGAGUAUGACAACAACCUGGACUGCACAUGGUCAAUCCUUGCUGAACCUGGGGACACCAUAGCUCUCGUCUUCAGUGACUUCUUAUUAGAGGACAAAUAUGACUUCCUAGAAAUCAGCGGGACAGAAGCACCAAGCAUAUGGCUGACUGGUACAACUCUGCCCUCGCCAGUGAUAUCAAAUAAGAACUGGCUUCGGAUACAUUUCACCUCAGACAGCAACCAUAGAAGAAAAGGAUUCAGUGCUCAAUAUCAAGUGAAGAAAGCGAUAGAGUUGAAGUCCAGAGGGGUGAAGAUGAUGCCCAGUAAAGAUUCCAGUCACAAAAAUGCUGUCUUGAGUCAAAGCGGUCUUGCUGGUGAUGUUUGUCCAGAUCCUGGAGUUCCUGAAAAUGGCAAGAGGAUGGGCUCUACUUUUCAAAUUGGCUCCAGCGUCCAGUUCAGCUGUGAUGACAGCUACGUACUACAAGGAUCCAAAAGUAUCACCUGUCAACGAGUCACUGACACACUGGCUGCCUGGAGUGACCACAGACCUAUCUGCAGAACUCGUACCUGUGGCAGUAACCUAAGGGGCCCCAGAGGUGUCAUAACUUCUCCUAACUAUCCUGUUCAGUAUGAGAACAAUGCACACUGUGUGUGGGUCAUCACUGCAAUGGACUCUGGGAAGGUAAUCAAGCUGUCAUUUGAAGAGUUUGAUCUGGAAAGAGGAUAUGACACACUAACUGUGGGAGAUGGUGGGAAGAUAGGAGAUACUCGGAGGGUCCUCUAUGUACUGACUGGUUCCAGUGUCCCUGACCUCAUCGUUAGCUUGUCCAAUCAGAUGUGGCUACACCUGCAAUCAGAUGAUACGAUUGGCUCAGCGGGGUUCAAGGCAGUAUAUGAAGAGAUCGAUCGAGGAGGCUGUGGGGAUCCUGGAGUGCCGGCAUUCGGUCGUCGUAGCGGCGAUCGCUUUCAACAUGGUGACGUGUUGACCUUCUUUUGCCAGUCGGCCUUUGAACUUGUGGGAGAAAGAACCAUCACAUGCCAGCACAAUAACCAGUGGUCUGGCAAUAAGCCCAGUUGCGUCUUCUCAUGUUUCUUCAACUUCACGGCUCCAUCAGGGACUGUUUUAUCCCCAAACUACCCAGAGGAGUAUGGUAACAACCUAAAUUGCGUGUGGUUGAUUAUCUCUGAACCAGGAAGCCGCAUUCAUCUCCUCUUCUCAGACUUUGACCUGGAGCCACAAUUUGACUGGCUGGUGGUCAAAGAUGAAGGUCUGUCUGAACCAACAACAUUUGGGACAUUCUCAGGAAAAGAUGUUCCAUCACAGAUCGCCUCGAAUGGGCACAUCAUGAGACUGGAAUUUCAGUCCGAUCAUUCCAAUACUGGGAAAGGCUUCAAUAUCAGCUAUACCACAUUUGGUCAGAAUGAAUGUCACGACCCAGGAGUCCCUGUCAACGGUCAGAGGUACGGUGACCAGUUUCAGCUCGGCAGCUCGGUGGCUUUUCGCUGCGAUCAAGGAUUCAUUCGGACACAGGGGUCAGAUCAGGUCACCUGCAUCAUUCAGGAUGGAAAUGUUGUCUGGUCUGCAGCUGUCCCUCGCUGCGAAGCUCCCUGUGGAGGCCACCUCACAGCUCCUACUGGGGUUCUGCUGUCUCCUGGUUGGCCCUCCUUCUAUAAAGACUCUCUGAACUGCCAGUGGGUGAUUGAAGCACAAACAGACCACGCUGUAAAGAUACACUUCGACAAGUUCCAGACGGAGGUCAACUAUGACACGCUGGAGAUCAGGGAUGGACCCUCAACCUCCUCUCCCCUGAUCGGCGAAUACCACGGCACCCAAGCGCCUCAUUUCCUGAUUUCUACGUCCAACUUCCUGUUCCUGUUGUUCACCACAGACAACAGCCGCUCCGCAGCAGGCUUCAGCAUCAGAUAUGAAAGUGUCAAAAUGGAGUCGGACUCGUGUCUCGAUCCUGGUAUCCCAGUCAAUGGUCGUCGCCAUGGCAGCAGCUUCUCCAUUGGCUCACGUGUCUCAUUUACAUGUGACCCCGGAUACACACUUAGUGAUCAGGAGCCAAUUGUCUGUGAGCAGAAUCAUCAGUGGAGUCAUGCUCUUCCCAGCUGUGACGCUCUAUGUGGAGGUUAUGUUUUCGGUAAAACUGGGACUAUUCUGUCUCCUGGCUUCCCUGACUUCUACCCCAAUUCUCUGAAUUGCACCUGGACAAUAGAGGUGUCUCAUGGGAAAGGAGUCCAUCUGGUUUUCCACACAUUCCAUCUGGAGGAGAAUCACGACUACCUGUCCAUCACGGAGGAUGGCAAUUUCCAGGUUCCAGUGGCGCGACUCACCGGCUCAGUGCUGCCCCCUAGUGUUAAAGCUGGACUCUAUGGGAACUUCAGCGCUCAGCUGCGAUUUAUAUCGGACUUUUCCAUGAGUUACGAAGGAUUUAAUAUUACUUUCUCAGAGUACGACUUAGAGCCAUGUGAGGAUCCUGGCGUACCAGCAUUCAGCAGGAGGAUGGGAUUCAGGUUUCGAGUUGGUGACUCGCUGGCCUUCUCUUGUUUCCACGGCUACCGACUCGAAGGAGACAGCAAGAUCACCUGUCUGGGUGGAGGCAGACGAGUCUGGAGCAACAUACUUCCACGAUGUAUAGCCGAGUGUGGUGCCUCCUCACUAGGACCUGAAGGCGUUCUCCUUUCUCCAAAUUUCCCCUCCAACUAUGAUAACAACCAUGAGUGCAUCUACCGCAUCACUACUGAAAAGGGCAAAGGAAUCAUGCUGAAAGCUGAGAGCUUCUCUUUGCAAGACGGAGACUAUCUCAAGGUGUAUGAUGGAGAAAACACUUCAUCUCGUCUCCUUGGCAACUUUACACACGAUGGCAUGAUGGGUCAAGUCAUGAAUAGCACGUCCAAUCACCUUUGGCUGGAGUUCAACAGCAAUGCCUCCGGAACCAAUCAAGGCUUCCGACUCACAUACACAAGUUUUGACCUCGUACGCUGCGAGGAACCAGGUGUCCCUAGUUACGGCUAUAAGAUCCAGGACGACGGUCAUUAUGCCAACACUUUUGUCCUGUACUCCUGCAACCCUGGAUACAGUCUCCAUGGCAGCAGUACGCUGACCUGCCUGAGCGGGGACAGACGUGUCUGGGACAAGCCACUUCCUUCCUGUAUCGCGGAAUGUGGAGGUCAUAUAACUGGAGCAGUGUCUGGACGCAUUCUAUCUCCAGGAUAUCCUGCUCCGUAUGACAACAACCUCCACUGUACCUGGACUAUAGAGGCUGAUACAGGAAAGACCAUCAGCCUCCACUUCAUCGUGUUUGACACUGAGGUCGGCCACGAUAUUCUGAGAGUUUGGGACGGUCCGUCUGGGCCAUCAGACGGUGGGAUCCUUUUGAAAGAAUGGUCCGGUCCAGCCUUACCUGAAGAUAUCCACUCAACUUUCAACAUCCUCACGCUGCAGUUUGACUCAGAUUAUUUCAUCAGCAAGCAAGGAUUUUCGAUACAGUUCUCCACCACAACAGCAACGACCUGCAAUGACCCAGGCAUCCCUGUCAACGGUUCUCGAUACGGGGACAGUAAGGAGCCAGGUGACAGUAUGACGUUCCAGUGUGAUCCAGGCUACCAGCUGCAGGGCCAAGACACCAUCACAUGUGUGCGGAUGGAUAACAGAUUCUACUGGCAACCGGAUCCUCCUACAUGUAUCGCGACCUGCGGUGGUAACGUCAGUGGCCCUUCUGGAGUCAUUCUGUCUCCUAACUACCCCCAGCCUUACCCCCCUGGGAAAGAGUGCGACUGGAGAAUCAGAGUCAACCCUGACUUUGUCAUUGCUCUCAUCUUCAAAAGUUUCAACAUGGAACCAAGUUACGACUUCCUGCACAUCUAUGAGGGAGAAGACUCUAAUGGUCCUCUACUCGCAAGUCUCCAAGGCAACCAGGCCCCUGAGCGGAUAGAGAGCAGCAGUAACAGUCUCUUCCUGGCAUUCAGAUCUGAUGCCUCACUGGGCAUGUCUGGGUUUGCCAUCGAAUACAGAGAAAAACCAAGAGAAGCUUGUUUUGACCCUGGCAACAUUAUGAACGCCAGUCGGACAGGCUACGACUACAAACUGGGAUCUCAGGUCUCCUACAGCUGUCACCACGGCUACACAACAGUGGGCGGGGAUACCAUCACCUGUGUCAUGGGGCAUGAUGGGAAGCCGGUGUGGGACAAGGCGUUGCCGUCAUGUAAAGCUCCAUGUGGGGGACAGUAUGGUGGAUCUGAGGGAGUUGUUUUGUCUCCAAACUAUCCUUUAAACUACACUACAAGACAGGCUUGCUCCUAUUAUAUCACAGUUUCCCCACAGUUUGUGGUUUUUGGUCAGUUUGCUGUUUUCCAGACAGCAAUGAAUGACUCAGUGGAGCUGUUUGAUGGAGCCAAUGACAAUGCCCGAUUGCUCAGUUCCCUGGCUGGGUCACACUCAGGUGAGACACUGCCACUGGCAACUUCCAAUCAGAUCAUGCUUCGGUUCAAUGCUAAGAGUGGUCAGUCAGCUAGAGGCUUUCACUUCGUCUAUCAAGCUGUGCCUCGAACCAGUGACAGUCAGUGCAGUUCAGUGCCAGAGCCUCGGUAUGGAAGACGGAUCGGUUCAGAGUUCUCAGCAGGUUCUGUCGUUCGAUUCGAGUGCAGUCCAGGCUAUUUACUGAAAGGAUCCAGUGCAAUUCGGUGCCAGUCUGUACCAGGUGCUCUCGCACAGUGGAAUGCGACAACACCAACCUGUAUAGUUCCCUGCAGCGGCAAUUUGACUGAACGUCGUGGCACAAUACUGUCUCCUGGUUAUCCUGAGCCCUACCCAAACAGCCUCAACUGUCUGUGGAGGAUCCAUGUCAGUGAAGGGGCUGGGAUUCAGAUACAAGUAAUGACGUUUGCUACUGAGCACAACUGGGACUCUCUGGAGAUCUACGAUGGAGGAGACAUGACAGCUCCUAAAUUAGGGUCAUUUUCUGGAACAACAGCUCCUGCUCUUCUCAACUCAACAUCCAACCAGCUCCUUCUGCACUUUCAAAGUGACAUUAGUGUGGUGGCAGCAGGCUUUCACCUAGAAUACAAGACGGUUGGUCUCACCACUUGUCCAGAACCAAUGAUACCAGCCAAUGGCAUUAAAUCUGGAGACAGAUAUAUGGUGAAUGAGGUGGUGGCAUUCAGCUGUGAGCCAGGUUACACACUACAGGGCCAUUCUCACAUUUCUUGCAUGCCUGGGACUGUGCGUCGAUGGAACUACCCACCACCCCUUUGCAUAGCUCGUUGUGGUGCGGUGCUGUCUGAGAUGAGUGGUGUCAUCCUCAGUCCAGGUUUCCCUGGCAACUACCCCGGCAACCUGGACUGCACCUGGCAAAUCACCUUGCCAACUGGAUAUGGAGCCCAUGUUCAGUUCCAAAACUUUUCUUCGGAAGACAACCAUGACUUCCUCGAGGUCAGGGCUGGACCUCAGCACAGCUCUGCCCUUAUUGGUCAGUUUACUGGCUCACAGAUCCCUCCCCCUUUAUCGAGCACCACCCACCUGACGAUCAUCCACUUCUACAGUGACCACUCAGAGAACAGACCGGGAUUCAAACUGACCUAUCAAGCUUAUCAACUUCAAAACUGCCAGGAUCCCUUUCCUUUCCCCAAUGGGGACAUCAUCAACAAUGACUACAGUGCAGGCCAAUCAGUAACCUUCCAGUGCUACCCUGGUUAUGUUUUAAUCGGACACACAGUCCUAACAUGCCUGCAUGGGGCCAACCGCAAGUGGAACCACCCAUUUCCACGCUGCGAAGCUCCUUGCGGCUAUAAUGUCACAGCUGAGAACGGGACCAUCUAUUCACCUCAGUACCCCAGUGAAUAUCCCAACUCCCAGGACUGCAGCUGGCUCAUAACAGUUCCCCACGGACAUGGAGUUUAUAUCAACUUUACCUUAUUGCAGACGGAGCCUGUCACUGAUUACAUCGCUGUCUGGGACGGCCCAGAUACAUCCAGCUCUCAGCUGGGAGUCUUCAGUGGCAACACAGCAUUAGAAUCGGCCUACAGUACCAGCCCCAAGGUCCUGAUCCGUUUUCAUUCUGACUUUUCAACUGGAGGCUUCUUCAUUCUGAACUUCCAUGCGUACCGUCUGAAGAAGUGUUCUCCUCCCCCUGUUGUGGAGAACGCAGAGGUGAUCUAUGAAGAUGAAGACUUCCAGAUAGGUGACAUUGUGAAGUAUCGCUGCUUACCUGGAUACACACUGGUCGGAAAGGCAGAGCUCAUGUGCAAACUCAAUUCCCAUUUGCUCUUUGAAGCCCCACCACCAACAUGUCAAGCCCAGUGCCCGGCCAACGAGGAGCGGUUUUCGUCAUCAGGAGUGAUACUGAGCCCUGGAUUUCCUAGCAACUAUCCAAACAGCCAGACGUGCUCCUGGCUGCUGCGUAUGGUUCCAGGUUACACCAUCAAUAUCUAUGUCGAGAUGUUCCACAGUGAGAAGCAAUUUGAUGAACUGGAGAUUUUUGACGGAUCCUCAGGACAAAGCCCUUUGCUUGUUGCUCUAAGUGGUAACCACUCAUCUCAGCUGAAUUUCACAUCUAAAACAAACCAGCUCUACCUGCGCUGGUCCACUGACCAUGCAACCAACAAGAGAGGAUUCAAGAUUCGAUACUCAGCUGCCUACUGUAGCAUUAAUGAUCCUCCCUUGAAUGGAGGUGUGGUCAACAGGACCAAACUCCGUCCAGGUAGCAGACUGCAGUUCUUUUGUAACCGUGGUUACCGCCUGGUAGGCUCAAGCAAUGCCACCUGCAGGCUCGACUCCAACGGGCUUUUCCAGUGGGACACACCACCGCCUUUUUGUCAAGCUGUCUCGUGUGGAAUACCUCAGGCGCCGGGCAACGGCAGUUUCCAUGCUUACCAGUACACUGUUGGCAGCCAGGUCACCUACCAGUGUAACCAUGGUUACCACCUUGACCCUGGUGCUCCAAUGACAGCUGUGUGUUUGGAGGAUGGCAGCUGGAGUAACGCUGCCUCAGUCCCCAGAUGUCUACCGAUUCACUGCCCCAGCGUUGAGGGUACCUUGUUAGAUCACAUGACCUACCGCCUGCUCUCUGGUAGACUGGGAGAGUUUGGUUCCAUGGUGAUGCUAGAAUGCUCAACAGGUUACUAUCUGGGUGUGGGCCAUCGGACUCUUCGCUGUCUGGCCAACGGGACGUGGGAGGGAUCAGAUGAUCCAGCUACUUGCAAGAUCAUCUCCUGUGGGGAACUUCCUUCUCCACCCUUCGGCACCAAACUGGGGACACUGACGACAUUCGGAGCAACUGCAAUCUUUAUGUGUAACCAUGGCUACACUCUGGUGGGGUCACAUGUCAGGGAGUGCGGGGCUAAUGGGCUGUGGAGCGGUGCGGAGACCAGGUGUCUAGCUGGUCACUGUGACUCUCCAGAUCCUAUUGUCAAUGGCCACAUUAGCGGAGAUGGCUCUAGUUACCGUGACACCGUGGUGUACCAGUGCAUGUUAGGAUAUCGGCUAAUUGGCACAUCAGUCAGAAUCUGUCAGCAAGACCAUCGGUGGUCUGGAACAACGCCUGUCUGCGUCCCUAUCACUUGUGGUCAUCCAGGCAACCCAACCAAUGGACGGACCAACGGCAGCGAAUUUAACCUCAAUGAUGUGGUCAACUUCACCUGCAACAGAGGCUACAUCCUCAGUGGAAAUGCUCGCGCUCAAUGCCGACUCAACGGACAGUGGAGCAGCCCCCUACCUGUCUGCAAAGUCGUGAACUGUUCGGACCCCGGCCAUGUGGAGAAUGGUGUGCGCCAAUCUGGCCUACAUUACCCAGAAGUCUUCAGCUAUGGCGUUACUGUGGCAAUCCACUGCAAACGAGGCUUCUACCUUCUGGGCUCUGCGCUCCUCACAUGCCAGCAUGAUGGACUGUGGGACCGACCAACCCCUCGCUGUCUUGCUAUUUCCUGCGGUGACCCCGGCGUACCCCCCAAUGCUGUAGUAUCUGGAACCCACAGCUGGACGUAUGGUUCAGUACUGCAGUACUCCUGUCUGCCUGGUGGUGUGCUGGUGGGCAAUGCCACUCGCCACUGUCAGGAGGAUGGCACGUGGAGUGGAGCUCCGCCCUACUGCACAGGUGGAAGUGCUGGAAUCUGUGGAGACCCAGGGAUGCCUCCCCACGGUGCCCGUUUGGGAGGAGAAGAAUUUAAAACCAAGAGCCUUCUGCGUUUUAGCUGCGAGGCAGGAUAUAAUCUGAUUGGUUCAGCUGAGAGGACCUGCCUUCACAACGGCACCUGGAGCGGCAUGCAGCCUGUCUGUCAAGCUGUAUCCUGUGGUAACCCUGGCACACCAGCACACGGCAGAAUUGUCUUCAGUGAUGGCAUCACUUUCGGCAGCUCAGUGGCUUAUGCAUGCUGGGAAGGCUUCAAAACAUCAGGCCUGACCACCAGGCACUGCACAACAAAUGGGACGUGGACAGGACAGCCUCCAGAUUGUACUGUGAUCAGUUGUGGAGACCCUGGGCCUGCAGCCAAUGGAAUCUAUCUGGGCAAAGAGUUUAACUUCAACCACACAGUGACCUACCGCUGUAACCCUGGUCACCUGAUGGAGCCUCCUGGUCCUGGACGCAGCCUUUUGCGCUGCACUAAAGAUGGGACCUGGAACCAGACCAAACCCAGCUGUAGAGUGAUCCAGUGUGGACCUCCCCCUCAAGUCCACUAUGGGAAAGUGGAAGGGAUGGACCAUUCAUGGGGAUCGAGUGUUACCUACAGUUGUUUCCACGGUUAUCAGUUGUCCACUCCUGCUGUGUUAACCUGUGAGGGGAAUGGGACUUGGACAGGAGACAUACCACAGUGUCUGCCUGUCCUGUGUGGUGACCCCGGGUCUCCUGGAGGAGGAUUCAGAGAGGGAAACAUCUUUUCAUAUCGGUCGGAGGUCAGGUUCUACUGCCAUGCCCCCUACUUGCUGGUAGGUUCUGCCUCUAGGGUCUGUCAAGCGGAUGGGAUUUGGAGUGGCCAACAACCAGCCUGUAUAGAUCCAGCCUUUAACAACUGCCGGGAUCCAGGAACUCCAGCCUAUGGAAUUCCAGUCAUGGCCCAAGGCUUUCAGGUUGGCAGUAAGAUUUCCUUCAAGUGCCGUAAAAACUACCACAUCCUCGGCUCGACAACAAGAACAUGCCUUGAAAAUCUAACCUGGAGCGGAACUCAACCUGAGUGCAUAGCUCAUUCAUGCAGACAGCCAGAGACCCCCAGUAAUGUAGAUGUGCGAUCUAUGGACCUGCCUACCUUGGGAUAUACUCUGAUUUACACCUGUCAAGAUGGUUUCUAUCUGGCUGGAGGAUCAGAGCACAGAACCUGCAAAAGUGAUGGGAGAUGGUCAGGAAAACCACCACUCUGUAAAGUUGGAGUGAAAGUCAAUCCCAAAGGCAGAGGAGAGUCAGACGUCCAGAAGAACAAGAUUCGUGUGCCAGUGGAUGUCUUUUCUCCAAACUCUGAGUGGAGCGGUUUCUACGAGUAUCUCGGGAAAAGACAGGCCACCACAUUUACAGUUACUGGCUUCAAUGCUACCAGUGGAAGAGUUAAUGUAACAUUACUAGAGACCAGCGGCGUGUCAAUCCGGUUGUCAGGCACCUAUAAGUCUGAGGAAAAUCAGCUGCUGUUGAAGGUCUACCAGGUGAAGGGGCCAACAGAGCAUUAUUACAGCAAGUUUAAAAAUGACAACUGGGCUAUGGAUGGAUAUGUUACUGCAGAAUCUGACCAGAAGACCUUUGUCUACCAGGGACACAUUCACAGUAAAGAUUUUGGCAAGUUCCAUCUGACGAGGCAAGGCCCUGUAACCAUGGCGAUGGACCCUCCAAACCCCUAUACAAACAGCAGCUCUGUGGCAGCAGCCAUCUUAGUACCUUUCUUUGCCCUCAUCCUCUCUGGAUUUGCCUUCUACCUCUACAAGCACAGGACAUUGUCUGCUGACACAGAUGACAAUGAGAGGCCAAAAGACACCUGGGGGCCUGGCGGCAGGACACGUCCAAAGGUCCAGUUCAAUGGCUAUGUCGGCCACGAGAGCUCCAAUGGUCAGGCAUCGUUUGAAAAUCCAAUGUAUGACACCAACAUGAAGCCCACUGAGGCUAAGGCAGUUCGAUUUGAUACCACACUCAAUACAGUCUGCACUGUGGUAUAGUCCAUCAAACCUGCCACUACUUAUACAGUGGUUCAGUCCAACAUCCAUGUUGCAGUCUGCAGUGUGGUUUAACCAAAACAGAACAAAAAAGAAAGAACAAACUUAGGAUUUGGACUCAUCACCGUGAGCAGUGUUUGUGUAGCCUGCUGGUCCCCUGUCAGCUUCACCUGCACAGCUCUACUACUCCCCCUACCUGAACAAUGGUAUCAUCCACCUCUAGUGAGCGGGAGUAGGCAAUGAUGCCAACAAAUAACACAAUGUCUGUUGUUCAGGAGGUCAGUACUUGGACUAGAAUUCUAUUUAAGCACUGUUGCAAUUCAAACAUCAUCGAAAAACACAGACAGAUGGUAAAAAUAGAUGAACUCUCUCCAAGAACAUGCUCGUCCAGUGUCAGGUGACUUCUGCAUAAUCUGCCCCAUCCUUGUUAUUGAAAGGGCUUUGUAUGGCCAGUGUCACAUGGCCCUUGGAUACUCUUCCUACAAGUCAAUAGUGGUUUAUCCCAAUUUAACCCCAUGCCCCCAUGUCAGAUUUGCACAGUGGUAUAGGCUUACUAACUCCCCUGCUGCAGGCCAGACAGGGGUUUGACCGAUGUGAGGUUCAACCCUCAGGGGAAGCACAUAGACUAUUCCACGCUUCCGCCCCCUCCAGACGUUGGAUGGUUCCUGUCCGUGAAUAUUAACCAUCAUUAGUGCUGGACCAAAAAGCUCCCACUGGACUUCCAUCACGCUGGACUUGACAUGACUAGACUCUUUGACAUAAUGACAGUUUACAGAGUCUGUUUUGAUGGAAUCCAAUAUUGAUUGUAUGGCGUGCUCUAAAGUUGACAACCUAAUGCAGUCCAAGCAGUGAUAAGAUAAACCAGACCAGUUCCUUUAAAGGAAAUGACACUCUCAUUCAGUACUGGACACUGGUUUCAAAUCAGUAUGAAGAGCAGAUUAGUUUGAGAUGUUUAAGUCUACUUGGAGAGCUGAAUGAGUUUUAAUAAAGCAGGACAAUCACAGAGUUUAGUUGUCAGUUAAUAAUGGAUUUUCGGAUGGGUUCCUGUAAUUGUCUUUAACUUCUGCCACUAUAUUGCCUUUUAUGACGACGUCUACCACAGAACAUGGCAACUAGUUAGACUAAAACAUACCAAAUCAAGCUUUUGGAAACAAUGUUUUCCCCAAGUUUGGUACCAGAACCUGUGGACUAGUUCUAGAUGAGUUUUGAACAUUUUCAGAUAUCACACAGAGGUACUACACACUUAAAGUCAGACAAUGUAAAACUCCACAGUAGCACUAGGCAGAUGGUGCUGAACCAGAAAACCAGACAUUUGAGUUUCCCGGUUGGUGUACACUAUGGACGUGUUUCCGAAGACCUGUCUUACGCAAUCAAAGAGUCAGACAACUGAUUCUUGUUCUUGGACUAGCCAGGAUUCUGUGCUUGGUGGCUGAACAAGUGGAAGCCUGGAGGCAAUAAGCUGUCAGGAUCGUUGACUGCUGCAAUCAGCUGUGGCCAAAUCCAGGAAAUAAUUUGUCUUCUCGUAACUCUGGUCGGGACUAUCAGUCAAGUGAUGGCUGAUUUUUUUUUUUCUAUGCUAUACUCUCCAGCCACAAAAUCUGAAAUAGAUGAACUGAAUAACAGACAGACUGGUAGACUGACAGAAAUUGGACGGACGGACACAGACAAAAGGACAGUUAGACACCUCUGUCAGUCAUGCUGGAAAAGAGAGACAAGGACAUGUUGCUGUGGAAACAGAGGCAAAUAUCUGUCUCUUAUUGUCUCUUCUGGCAUUUUUCUUCAGUGAAGAUAUUGAUGAACAAACUCAUAUGUUCAAAAACCCAGUGGCCCCAUGGGACUUCCCAGACCACUGCUGCUGGGGACCCUAAAAUAUAAACUUUAUAUAAACCGCACAAAUUUUGCACUAGUGUGUUUUUCUGACUGGGUUAUGAAAAAAUGAAUAAUUUUUGGGUCUGAAAUGGGUUUGAAAAAUGAGUCAUUCAAAAAAGAGAAUUUUAUUCAAAAACUUCUAUCUUUAAAAAGAUGACAAAAAUGACUAAUUACAGGGUUACAGAGUGUUUGUAUAUACACAUUUAUAUUUCACACUCCCUGUUAGCAGAAGGUGUGACCACAUGCUAUACUGUUGUUUAUUUCGUUGCCAUGACAACAUGCUUGCCAACCAGAAAGUUGGGAACAGUUUACCUGUGGACCUCCAAGCAAGAACGGAAAUGGUAUCACGUAAAGAUUUCCUGCCAUUUUUAGAACAGCAGCUCUUUCUGAAAGCUCAUACUGAAUACUGUGAUCAGAUAAUUCAUAAUACGCAGAAAGGUUCCAGUGAAAAACUGGUACCAACUGUGAGAUUUAUUUACAGAUUGUUCUCUGUAUGGUAAAGUAAGUUGUGCACAGUUUUAGAUAUUGUAAAACUAAUGAAAUAGUAGUAAAGCUCACUUUACCAGCUGAUCACGUGUAGUAGACAGUUUAAGUUUUCAGAAACACCGUGUGACUGUUUCUCUAACCCUCUUUAAAAAGAUGUGUCAUAAAUUUUCCUUUCGGCUCAUAUUACAUAUCCGAUGCACAUGAUCUUUUUGCACAUACCUUUUUAAAGAGCACACAACUAAUGUGCGAUCAGUUUGAGAAUCAGUCACAUAAGGCAGAGGACAAACAGAUACAGUAUAAAGACAACAUGCACAAUUAUUGUUGUCGAUAGUUGUCGUCCCCUGAGCCCCACUCCCCCGAACUGUUUGAGAAAUACCUCGUGUGCAGAGAGUAAGUUACAUCCUGCUUAUCAAUGCUGGAACCUCACUGCAACAAAUACACAAGCUUAGCGAGUGCAACCUAGUCUGCUUUUUUCCUGGUAUUUUGAGUCAAAAUGUCCCUCUAACACCCGUGAGUCUGCAGGAUCCAAGAGAAUUUCGUAAUUUCAAAUCACUUACCAAGCUUGUUAUUUCUCGCAGUGUCCUCUCAAAAUACUUUUAUUUUUCAAAAGAUGCUGCACUUGGUUUAGAUCACAGAUGUAACUGCUUUCAAUGUGUGUCUCUCGGUGUCUUCAAGCCCAUUUGCUGUUUCACACUCCAUGCACAACAUUCUGACAUUAGGUUUAUACAUCAGGCAUUUGCUUUAAACUGCAUGAUUUUUAUGGUCCACAAAGGAAAUUUCAUUUGUGUUUUCAUUCAACCUCAACCCAUAGUAUUGUCAUAUAUUGUAUUUACACACAGUAAAUCAAAAAUCCAUUCCUUUGCACAAACUUUCCCAAAUGGUGAGCCGAAUGCACGAGGGUCCAAUGAAUAAAAACAUAUAAAAUGAUAAUUUUACCCAUUAAACAUGUUAUACUACAGUUUUAUAUUCUAGAGAAAAGACUAAUUCCACAGAAAUUAAUGGAUUUUCCUAAGAACUCAAAUACUGAAAAGAAAUAAAAACACAUUUGGCAUGAGGAGGUUGUCACAUCCACCUGUUUUGAGAUAAAUGAGACUGAAUUAACAAGCAAAUGGCAGUCUCUGUUUACAUUUUCAGCUCAUUUAAUUGAAAAUGACUCUUCCCCCAGACGUGAAUGCUGUAAAUGAAAUGUCCUGAAACAAUGGUGAUUAUGUGUGGAAGCGUGACUACAGGAUAUUGUUGGGUUUGAAUGUCCAUUGUCAUCCUGUCAUUUAUAGCCUCGGUGUCAGGGUCAAGGCCAGGCGGCCAGAAAUACUAGCAGUGUGGUGCACAGAAAAUAUGGAUAGACAGAUGUGAGUAGUAGCUAAAAUACUCUCAAUAGCUCCAUAAGACAGAAGACACACAUUCAGAAUCUCUUCACAGGAAUAAACAAGACAUCUGUAAGCAACAGUAGAGCAUCUGCUCCUAAGAUCACGAGCCUCCUCGUUUUUUAUUGCAAGAAUGCACCCUGUGCCUCUAUUUUAAUUGAUUUAAUUAAUUCAGUUAUGAUUUCCUAUGGAGUCGAGAGCGCAUAAUAGAGCAUGAAAAUUAGAUACUGCAAGGUUUCCACAGGCAUAAUAAAAGGUCUAGUUUUUAACAAUUAAUGACAGAGAUCUGAUCUCCUAGUGUGCCUGAAAGAGAGAAUUCAGACUCCACGUUGUCUCUGUUUAUUCUGGCAUGUCACAAUCAGAACCAAAACACAGGGGUUGGCUUUCACAUCUCGUGUUACCUGCUGAAAUGCAGCCAAAUCCAAAGUAGCUUUCGGUGCAAAUACCGAGCUUACAGUAGAAUUCUAAAUUUGGUACAAGACUUCUGUAAGCUCUCAUGGAUGCUAAAUGAGCUCCAGAUUUCCCCCCCACUAACCCCUUACCAUAUCCCUCAGUAUCCAGCUGUGCGGUGACAGAUGUCGUCUCCCGUUUUGACUCCAGGUUCUUACAGCAACUGUUUUUACUCACAGGUUUUCCUGUGUAUACAUAAGUCGAGGGUGUGAUCUCAUUAUGUCAGCCUAAAGUUAACUUUGUGUUUUUAUUACUUCGUCUCCAUGCAAGUUGAGUUUUGUACUAAUGCAAAAGUAUGUCAGUGCGCCAGUGCAAUGUGUACAUUCAUGUGAGGAUGAGUUAGUUGUCUUUGUGAAUGCACUUCUAUACAUUUCAUUUCCCUGAUUCCCAGACUGAAUUUAGACUAAAGAUGUGCUGACUCAUGGUGAAGGUACAGACAAAAUUAGAGUGAACCCACCUCUGGAAUUCAUCUAAUGUUUAUUUGAUAGGGGCAGAUGCAGUAUACUUAGACAAUUGUACAACAAUUAUCACUGCGGCAACUGCUAAUUUCCAAUUCCUGUCCCUCGAGGGGCUUUUAAAUAAGAUAAUUAAAAAGAGUUUAAACUAUGUGGUACAUUUUGCUGACCUUAUAGAAAGAGCAGUGCAAUUUGCCAGUAUACACAUAUAUAGAGACAUAUACACAUACAGCCUAUAUACAUACUGUGUGUGUGUGUGUGUGUGUGUGUGUGUGUGUGUGUGUG